Molecule: messenger RNA, 1152 nt
Organism: Ogataea angusta
Lineage: Eukaryota; Fungi; Ascomycota; Pichiomycetes; Pichiales; Pichiaceae
Exons: 1
Coding region: 1-1152 (383 amino acids)
Source: RefSeq, a predicted model, not a curated record
AUGCGUCUUCAGCAAUUCUGCGCGAUUGUGUGCACCAGCCUCUGCUUCAAUCGUCUCGCAGCAGCCCUCAGCAUCCUGGUGCUCAAUCCGUCUCCGUAUGGAUCGAGUAUCUCGACCGCUUUCCACCAGGCGCUGAGUGCAAACCACAAGGUGAUUUCGGUCUCGCCGCUUCACCUCACUUCCCCCACCGAGAACGAAGUUACCAUCGACACCACGCCUAUUAAUGAUGCUGACCUCAAAGAUUUCUUAGACGAGCAGGAAUUCGACCUGAACGACCUGCUCGGCCUCCAGGUCGGUGAGAGAUUUUACGGAUCCAAGCAGGAUGACAGAUGGUACGUGAAGGGCUCUGUGAUGGGCACUGCGCUCUUUACGCUCGACUAUCUGCUUCCACAUCACUACACGGAGAUGUCGUCCAUUGAUUUAAUCAUCGUCGCGUCGGCGGGCCAUCUAGUGGACGGCCUGUACCGGCAACAGACGUACGUGGACCUAAACGUCAUGAGACUCGCGCAGACCAGAAACAUCCCCGUUUUCAACGUCAACAGCAACGAGGACUGGGACAUGAUCGUUGCCGGUCCUUUGGACGAGCAAAACUCGGACGAGGCAAGCGAGCUUUUGGCCUUGUACCUGCAGAGAAUUGAGGCGCUGGUCGCACAGCUGACGCAAGACUCCAGUUAUGGCAAGCAUAACUUCCAUACUGCGCGCUCGCUUCAAAGAUCGCCCAAACUGAGACAGUACUUCGAACACGAGAGACGGAACGAUAACCCCAGAUUGCUGCCUAAUGGUGUGGGGCUCAACAUCAAUCUGCGCGCGGAGGCCUCGUGCAUGGACACAAACAGGGACUUCAGCUUCAUCGAAACCCGCACAAUUGGUGGAUAUAACAAGGUUCCGUCGUUGAGUUAUGAUGAAACCAGGGGUGUGGCCAAGAUCGACUCUGUCUACAGUAUCGACAACGAUCUUCCGCGGAACAAGGACAAAUUCCUAAGCGAGAUGAGUGUGGACAACGGCGACUGCCUGAUCACCAUCACGCCGAUCAGUUGGUCUGGAGGAGAUUUCGAGACCUACAAUAUUCUUGGGAACGUUGUCCAACAAUUGAACGCGGACCACCCGGAAGACGGCCCAAAGCUUGUCCAGCAAAUUAAUGAUAGUAAAUAA